Molecule: messenger RNA, 666 nt
Organism: Desarmillaria tabescens
Lineage: Eukaryota; Fungi; Basidiomycota; Agaricomycetes; Agaricales; Physalacriaceae
Exons: 5
Coding region: 1-666 (221 amino acids)
Source: RefSeq, a predicted model, not a curated record
AUGAUACACAUUGUCAAAGUGGACAACCUGAGUAUGGAUGGUCUUGCUCAAUCUUGGGAAAAUCACGCUGCCAUCACUGGACAGGAAGAGUUGUUGUGCUCUGUUGUAGAAGAGACUCAUCCAUAUUAUAUCUACCAUGACAAUGUUGUUAACACUGGGGAGAGCUUCGACAACCCAUUCAUACCUUCUGAUGUUGAGGACCCAGGGUAUGAUCUGACUGUCACUUUGUGGCAAGGCUUGUCAGGGUUCAGUUCACAUUUAAAGACUGAACUCUGUAAUGCGCCAGAGCCAUCCUUGUAUCACUUAAUGUUCAACCUGUUGUUCACACCUUGUGGUAGACACAUUCACAUUGGAAAUCCUUUUACUGUCAUGAGCAGUUUGGACAUUGAGGCCUUCAUACAACAAAUAUUCAUGUCUGACUCUUCCACUGGGCUCAUCAGCCAAUUUUUGCAUUGGGACAAGUUAUUCCCUAUCUAUUUGUGUUGUGAUCUUCUCACCUCACUUGAUCUUGCCAUCAGCAAUGAUUUCUUUCCCUUUGCUUCUGAUAUGAUGCAUCAGAUAUGUCAUACUUUGGUGGAUCUCUCAGUUCACUUUUCUGACAAACUUACUACACAUCCAGAGGCCACCUUCCACCUCAGGAUUGAUAGCUUGCAUAUGCUCAGGUGA